UACACGCUAUUCUCUUUAGUUUUAGACUAAUCGUCUUUGAAUUGGUUAGACGAAAGUCACCAUCACUCAAUUUGAGAAUCUUAAUUUAUAGUCUUGUGGAAUUUAUACAUUAUUAAUCAAAGCUUGGAAGUUGGGAAGAAACAUCCCAACUCCAAUUAAUCUUACGAAUACUCGAAUUAAAAAUAUGGGUGCAUUGCUUCAAAGGCCACCAUGUUAUAUAUAUAGAUAGAUUGAGAGAGAACUUUUCAUUGAAUUUGCUUCCAAUGAUUUGGACAGUUCGCUUACUCUUUUAAGGCAGUCUUCUCUGUCUAAAUUCGUAUUUUUUUUCUCACAAAUAUAGGGAGCAAAGAAAGAUCUUUCCCCCCUCUCUCUCUAUCCUUCCAUUAUUGAUCUCCAGCAGUAUCUAAAUCUGCAAUAGAAGGGAAGGCAUGAUUCCUCGUGGUGUCUCUUUAAUUUUUUUCCUGCUAUUUCUAGUUCCUGAAAUAGCAACUGUAUCAGCACUAAUUAUGGCGAGGCCUAAUUGUACAGAGACUUGUGGAAACAUUAGCAUCCCUUUUCCAUUUGGAAUAGGAACAGGUUGUUACAUGAAUGACUGGUUCUCAGUUGAUUGCAACAAAACAACUGCGGAUUCUCCCAGCAGGGCUUUCUUAAGCAGAAUCAACAUGGAGGUCUUCAAGAUUUCAUUAGGGAGCAGUGUGGUUCGAGUAAACAGUCCAAUAAUUUCCUCCGGCUGUUCUGGUAGAGGUGCCAACUUAGCCAUUAAUAUGACUGGAAGUCCUUUCGCCUUCUCUUCCUCAAAUAUCUUCAUCGCAAUGGGCUGCAACAAUCGUGCUAUAUUGAACCAAAUUGAGCCAGAAAUUGUUGGGUGCACGUCAACUUGCGGUUCUAGUGCAGAGGGUCAAGAAAAUAGUUACUGUUCUGGUAACAAUUGCUGCCAGACCACAAUUCCCUCAAGUCUCCAGGUGUUCAACGCGAGUUUGGGGACCACAGAGCACCCUAUUAAUGAUCAAGGCAGGAAUCAAUGCAAGGCAGGUUUUAUAGUAGAGGGAGAAUGGUUCCGGAACAAUAUAUCAAGUCCCGAGGUGGUGCAAGAUGUACAAUAUGUUCCAGUAAUCCUGGAUUGGGUUAUGUAUUAUGGUACUGUCAUCCCUGAAGGUGUAACAUUGUAUUCUGAUGCAAAGAAUUCUGAUGCAAUGUAUUGCGACCCCCCUAUGAACUUAACUUCUGGUACGUGGGGUUUGAGAACAGUAACAUUGUAUUCCAAUUCAACUAUUUGUAGUUGCAACUCGGGCUAUGAUGGCAAUCCGUAUCUUCCUGAUGGAUGCACUGGUAUGAUUCGAACACGCUUAAUGUGAUUUUUAAUAAUAAAAAAUAAUAAUAAUGGAGUACUGAAGCUUAAACAGUAGUCAAAAGCUCGACUUUUGAAUGGCUCCAAUCACAAGGCAAUCACAUGAAUAUACUCACUAGCUCAUUGGAUUUCCUGAAUCAUAUAUCGAUGAGUGCAAAAUUCCCAGGGAAUAUUGGUGUUCGGGG
This is a messenger RNA of Populus nigra (black poplar), 1533 nucleotides long. RefSeq names its product wall-associated receptor kinase-like 8. NCBI's taxonomy places the organism in Eukaryota, Viridiplantae, Streptophyta, Magnoliopsida, Malpighiales, Salicaceae. Gene Ontology annotation, molecular function: protein serine/threonine kinase activity; polysaccharide binding. The record is from RefSeq and is a predicted model, not a curated record. The coding region runs from base 429 to 1355 and encodes 308 amino acids. The transcript has a single exon. Gene Ontology annotation, cellular component: membrane.